Messenger RNA from Penicillium bovifimosum, 1107 nucleotides. RefSeq names its product pyridoxal kinase. The transcript is spliced from 6 exons. Gene Ontology annotation, cellular component: cytosol. Gene Ontology annotation, molecular function: pyridoxal kinase activity. The record is from RefSeq and is a predicted model, not a curated record. Gene Ontology annotation, biological process: pyridoxal 5'-phosphate salvage. The coding region runs from base 1 to 1107 and encodes 368 amino acids. NCBI's taxonomy places the organism in Eukaryota, Fungi, Ascomycota, Eurotiomycetes, Eurotiales, Aspergillaceae.
AUGGACUCAUUGGUGCCAGAGACUAGGGUUCUGGCUGUAGCCAGCCAUGUCGUCUAUGGCCAUGUCGGAAACUCCAUGGCAACAUUCGUCAUGCAAUCGCUAGGCUGCGAAGUCGCCGCCUUGAACACUGUGAACUUCAGUAACCAUACCGGCUAUCGCCAAUUCAAGGGGACUCGUGCGACAGCCCAGGAAAUCUCAGACCUCUACCAAGGCCUAUGCCAGAGUAAUCUCACAGACUUCGACGUCAUGCUAUCGGGUUACGCCCCGAGUGCGGCAGCCGUGGAAUCAGUAGGCGCCAUCGGCAUUGACCUGCAACAGAAAGCAGAAAAGAAACCAGGAUCAUUUUUCUGGGUCCUGGAUCCCGUCAUGGGCGACCAAGGCCGUCUAUAUGUCAACGACGACGUAGUCCCAGCCUACAAGAAAAUCAUCCCCUUCGCAGAUCUAAUUCUGCCCAACCAGUUUGAAGCCGAAACCCUCUCCGGCAUCAAAAUAACCUCCCCAGCCACCCUCGCCGCAGCAAUCACAGCCAUCCACCGCAUUUACUCGGUGCCACAUGUAAUUAUCACAUCGGUGCAACUGUUUAAACUCACCCAAUCAAGCUCAACCCCACCACCACCAGAGAAUUUCCUGACGGUAAUCGGCUCCACGACGCGCUCUGACGGCUCACCGCGGCUAUUCCGCAUCGACGUGCCAGCACUAGACUGCUUCUUCAGUGGGACGGGCGACAUGUUCGCGGCGUUGACCGUCGCACGACUCAGUGAGGCAGUGUCUGCCGUCGACGGGCUCCGCACGACCAAGUCGUGGGUUUCGCCCGACAGCGUUGCAGCUACGGAGUUGCCGUUGGCGAAGGCGACCGUUAAGGUUUUGUCGAGUAUGCAUAGUAUCCUGGAACGGACGCUAGAGACUCGUGAUGCGGAAUUGGCGGUUGCCGUGCCUGCGCUGGAGGGGGAGGCGACGGCAGAGGAAAUGGCGAAGAGGGAGUAUUUGCGCAGGACAAAGGCUGCUGAGGUUAGGCUUGUGAGGAACACGCGGUUUUUGAGGGAGCCGAAGAUUCAGUUUGAGACGAUAGAUUGGCGGAAAGAUGAUCUUCCCGAGGAGCUGCAGUAG